AUGUACAUUCACUCCUUGUGUUUAGUAAUCUCUUUGCUAAUUGAGGAAGACAUGAAAGUCAAGAUCUUGCGUAUCCUUCUACUUUGUCCUUUCUGCAUAUCAUGCAUCCAAAAGUUCAUGUCAAUGAUGGUCUUGCAGUACAUAGGUUCUUUGAUAACUGUGUUUUUUCCUUUGACUCUCAGUGCUAUAAUGUCUCCUAACUUCGAAAAACAGAGUGGCAUGCGGUUGCGUCAUGGACAUGGGAUGCUCAAGAUGAGACAUGUGGAAUAUGUCGUAUGCCAUUUGACGGUUGUUGUCCAGACUGCAAACUCCCUGGAGAUGAUUGCCCUCUAA
Molecule: messenger RNA, 333 nt
Organism: Eruca vesicaria subsp. sativa (arugula)
Lineage: Eukaryota; Viridiplantae; Streptophyta; Magnoliopsida; Brassicales; Brassicaceae
Source: the annotation of a GenBank genome assembly